AUGGUGCUCUCCAUGACGGGAAAUAGCUCCGUCGGCAGGAGUGUGGAAGGUCACUGGGUUUUGGGGAUGAUUGAGGAUGGCAGCGACGACCUGCGGCUGGAGGUAUGCCCAGAUAAUGUUAGGUCUGCGGAGGUGCUCAUACCCCUGAUUAAGAAGCAUGUUGCGCCAGGAACUACAAUAAGCACAGAUUGCUGGAAGGCGUACGAUGGUUUGGCGAAUCACGGGUAUGAGCAACGAAAAGUGAAUCACAGCGAUCCGGACAAUCCAUUUGUGGCUGUAGAUGGAACGCAUACGCAGCGUAUAGUGUCCCAGUGGCGUGUGAUUAAAAGUUUUUUUGCGAGGGACAACCACAACAGUCCCGAAAACUCCGCCGACCUAAUUUUUGAGCCACGUGCGCGCAGCAAUCAAGAACUACCACCUCUUAAUCCAGGGUGUUAUGCGACUCCCGUGCCCAUUGGUUGA
Molecule: messenger RNA, 462 nt
Organism: Bactrocera tryoni
Lineage: Eukaryota; Metazoa; Arthropoda; Insecta; Diptera; Tephritidae
Exons: 3
Coding region: 1-462 (153 amino acids)
Source: RefSeq, a predicted model, not a curated record